This is a messenger RNA of Alternaria alternata, 2166 nucleotides long. RefSeq lists its product as hypothetical. NCBI's taxonomy places the organism in Eukaryota, Fungi, Ascomycota, Dothideomycetes, Pleosporales, Pleosporaceae. The record is from RefSeq and is a predicted model, not a curated record. The coding region runs from base 287 to 2089 and encodes 600 amino acids. Gene Ontology annotation, molecular function: DNA binding; zinc ion binding; DNA-binding transcription factor activity, RNA polymerase II-specific. Gene Ontology annotation, biological process: DNA-templated transcription; regulation of DNA-templated transcription. The transcript has 5 exons.
CACGACUUUUGGUUAUGCUAAGGCCCCAAGGACCGGCCCCCAAAUGCACGCCUGACCCUUGCCGCCUCGGCAGGCGCGGCCUCCAGCUUGGAAAGGUGUCACAGUGUACAGCCAGUUCGGUAAGCCUUGAGAAUGGUGCUUACCUCUUUGUCCCUUCGUAUCAAGUUUGGUACUGGAAAGACUUUUGAUUUUCUCAUCGCACUGCCGUGCAGGGUGGUUGUUUAUGACAUUGCUCCAAACUACAAUCAAGACCCUGUAGCAGCCUUCGCGUCAUCUUCGCCCGAGGAUGGAAUCAUCGUCCGAUUCGAAACGCAUCGACCGGGUAGUGCUGGCAUGCGUACAGUGUCGCAGUAGACACGUAAAAUGCGACUCUACACAACCAGUUUGCAGUAGGUGCAGGCGCGACGGGAAAGAAUGUGUCUAUCAGAAAUCCAGAAGAGGAGGCUUGAAUAAGGCUGCACUUGCGGAACGACGCUUGCGACUGCAACAGGAGGCUAGGAAUCCACAGCGUUCAGCGACCCAACGCGAUGAUUGUUUCAGUGAAGAGCACAAAACAUCGGCAAUAUCGUCAUCUGAUCAAUCGAGUCUAGGGACGCCCACUAGCAGCUCAGCAGAUGAUUCCAUACCAGUCGUGCCCUCUCAGAACCAACACAAUCAUGUGGCAUUUAAAGUCGACAAAAAUCGACUGUUAGAGUUAUAUUUCGAAUACUUCUGGCCUCCCUUCCCAAUCGUCCUGCCUUUGCAUUACCUACAGUCGAGGCGUCUACAAGACAACCAUGGGAUAACCACCCUUCUAUCUGUCUUAGAAUGGAUCGGCUCAAUCUACGCGCCCUGGACACCAUCAGAGCCCUACUAUAUGACAGCUCUGGAGGCCAUUACAUCACCGAACCUUACGCGUACGCCGUUCAAUGUGCAGGCGCUAAUGCUUUUCGCUCUUGCCGAGUUCCAUUGCGAUAAUAGAGUCGAAGCUCGUAAGAAACUCAGCACAUGUACCGCCAUGGCACUGGAACUUCAUAUGAACGAAAGAGACUUUGCUCGAGCGUACGGUGAGAACGAUUCAGUGCUGGAAGAGUGUUGGAGACGGACGUAUUAUAUCCUUUACAUCGUGGAUCAGCAUCUCGCCGUCGUCACAAAUACGCCCUUCUAUUCGUUGCUUCUGAUACCAAACACGGUUGAUUUACCGUGUGAUGAUGAGUGUUUUGAAUCAGGAAACAUACCGCCUAUAGCGACAUGGUCUGAGUACCAAGUUCGUGAGUUUGCAGAGAUUGAAGUGAUCUACUCGUCAAUAGUGUAUCUUUAUGACAUUGCCAUGGUCAUCGCUUUUGUCAUGAAUACUUUUCUCGACACUGCUGUAGUAAACGAGGUCCUGGUCGAGAACUGCGACACGAAACUCGCGAUCUGGUCAUCGUUGCUUCCAGCUUGCAAGAAGGAUCCACUUCGACUAAACGGCCAAGUAGAUGAGGUGAUGUUUAUGGCACACAUGUGUGCUGCAAUAACUAUCUCUGCGCUGCAUCGGCCUUUCUCGUCACUGGGAUACUGUCCUGAGGAGAUGACUACGCAAGCUUUCCAAGCACCUUCUCCCUUCACACUUACACCAAAAGCUGGACGAAAUGCACAUACCGCACGUGUACUCAAAGCGACAGAGAUCCACACCAAUCUCCUUGCAAUCCCAUGCGCCCUCGAAAAGCAUAACAUCUUCACCAUGUGCAUCACCUCACAACUCGCUGCCGUACAAGUGUCAGCGUGCACUUACAUAUUGGAUGGACAUGCGCUGUCGAUCGGACGGGAUCGUGUCCGUCUGAGUAUCGGCUUCGUCAACACAAUGGCGACUCUCUGGCCUCUCGGAAAGAAGAUGGCAAAGGAGGUUCGGGCUAUUGCACGGUCGUGUAUUGCCGGUACCUGCACCCAGAAUACCGUGGCCAUGGAUGCGGAAUAUGCGGGAGGUGAGAUCGACUUGGCGCGUGAUGAAUUGGUGUGGCCAGUUAAUCCUUCGGCGCAGAUCGAUAUCUACUCUGGUAUCGUGCUUCCUAUCGAUUGGGAUGCAACGUCUUUUAGCUAUUCAUCGUUGACGUCGUCUGAGCUGGUGUAAAGAGGCCUAUUUGGUUACGAACACAAAUCUCCGCUUGAAUAGCUUCAAUAGAUGAUGAGCUGGUAUUAAAGAAGCUG